AGGGGAGCAACGAACUGAUUCACAACCAGAAUUUCAGAGGAGAUAAAAGAUAAACCUGCGAGGCUGAGUGCAGAAAAGCCGUCAAGCGCUGUGAAUCAAAACUCAAAUCACUUGUGGUUUUGUCUCGGGCUCCCUGGGAGAGAUUUGGAUCUGUCAGAACAAAAACACAGUUGUUAAAAACAACAUGUAAACACUUUUUCAUUUGAACAUAUCUUGGCUUUUUUAUACCUCCACAGGCUCCACUUUUCUCUGGAGGAUGCUGCGUCCACUUCUCACACACCUCGAUCUCCUCUGUCUGGAUAUCUCUGUCAGCAUUGUCUUCAUUACACUGAGCAUAAGCCUAACAGGGAUGAAGAUUUCACAUCUGAUAUGAGCAUGAAGUACACAUUUUUUCUUUCAUUCUUGGCCAUGAAUCUAUGCCGUCUGAAAGACACAAUGGAAAAAAAACACUGACCUGCUUGGUAUUUGUAGUUCCAAAGCUUUUAAUAUACAUGUCAUAUUCAUUAACAGGCGGCAGAUCCAAAUGGGAAAAUGUCAUGGAAAAAUCCAGAUCGAUUAAGCGAAGGAGCGCUGUGCUACGUUUCCUGUAGAAAGAGGAAAAAUAAAUUAAAGUGUGGCUUAAAUGGAUACACACUAAAUAAUUUGAGAGGGUGUAUGUUUACAUUCUGUUAUAUAAAUACUUUUGUUUUGUUGCAACUUUCUUGCUGACUUCACGUUGUUUCGCAGCCACAAAAUCAAUAAACUUCCCGCGGUGGGUGGCUCUACUCUGACUCUUCUCAGAUCCUGUUAAAAAAGCAGAAAUGAUGGAAUACAUCCCCCAUAAGUCUGCACAGAACAUGCUGACAUUAACAGAUAGUUUCUAGACAAGCCACUUUAAGAGCAGCCUGUACUGAGUUUAUCGCAGAGAGAGUACUGUCCCCAUCUUUGGACAAAAUGAAUUUUGAAAAAGCGCCACAAUGUUAUUAUCCUUUUCUCUUAUUGAUUUUGUUAGUAAGGUUUGGGUAAUGUGUUUUUCACUUUUCAUAUGUACUGUUGCUUGUUUUUAAUGUGCUUAUUUAUUCAUACUUCAGUGGAGGCAAAUUGGAAUUUGCAGCACUUGAGUCCAUGGCAUGGUUUGGUAUAGUACGAUUGUAUGGUAUUUGUUAGGCAUGGCUCAGCAUACAAUAGGAAACCAGGACAUCAGACAUAGAAAACAUUCCUAAAACAGCAUAAAGAUUACUCAAGCAAUAUGUUUCUCAUUGUAUCAUAUUAAACUGUAUUGGUUUGUGUCAAAUCAGUUUGUAUCUUAUCAUAAUGUGUUGUAUUGUACCCUAUCAUGCCAGAUCACUCUGUAUGUUGUAUCAUAGCGUGUUGUGUCUAAUUGUGUUGUAGUGUGUCAUGUCUUAUGUAUCCUAUUGUAUUGUAUCCUAUCAUAUUGUAUUGUAUCUUAUUGCAUCUUAUCUCAAGGUAUCGUGCAACAUAAACUGUAACAUAUUGUACUGUAUCAUAUAAUAUUCUAUCAUACCAUAUUGUAAAAUACUGUUUAAGGCCCUAUCCCAAAGACAGACCUUAAGUACCAUGGUUUGAGCAUCAAAGUUAUAAAGGACCUGUACCUCUCGUCCAUUUAGGCUCAUCCUCCUCAUCUCUGCUGGUACUGCUUCUAGACUGAGCUGUUCCCACUCUUUCAUUCUCUUCAUCCAUCGCUCUUUGAAUUGCUUCGAUUUCUUUUCUCCUUUGUGCUGUAAGUUCCUCCCUCUCUCCAUCUGUCCCCUGAUUUUGUGGCACCUUCUCUCCCUCGUCUUCAUUUGCGCUCUCAUCCAUUUCCUCAAAGUCUUCCUCGUAAUCCUGUAAACAGAGAAAAACCCAUCCUGUUCUAAAUACAGUAUGUUUCGCCAUAAAUUUGAAAACAUGGCCUCAAACAAAAACUUUCCAAGUAUGAACGUGAAAAUGGAUAAAAUGGAUGCAUUCAUGAAAUCUCUAAAUACUUACCACUUUCUUUGAAUGUAUAUUGAUUACAGCAUGCAAAAGUGAUACAAAAGAAGGGAAUUAAUGUAAAAAAAAUAAUUAUGAUGAUGAGAUCACUUCACAAAUAUUCAACUGUAGCCUCUUUCAUAGUUAAAAGAAUGAUUUAUUACCUCAAAGUCAUCUUCAUAUUCCUGCUCAGCCUGCUCUUCAGCAUUGACUUCCUGCUGAGGUGACAUACAUUCAUGAAGUAGUAAACAUCUUAAAUACUUUAAAAAGUGUGUAGAGACCUUAUGGUGAAGCUGGGGGAGAGUACAUCAUGCAGUGCAGACAGCUGUUGGCUCACGCAUGCAACAGAAAAGAUCAUAAGGCCAAAUUUCUGCUUGUAAUUUAUGUAGCCAACCACAGGAUGAGGUGAAAAUGGUUUUGUAUUCAUGCAAUAUAAGAAACUGUAAAUAAGUCUUUAUGUUAAACUAGAUUUUAGAGGCAAUGAAACACCAUCCCGCCAAAACCAAGUGCCCAGAAAUGUACAGCAAUCCAACAAACAUCUUACAGUCUUCUCUGAGUCUCCAACAUGUUUUACAGAUACAGGUGCUACUUCCUGGAUAACAAAAGGGAAAAGCCAUAAAAUCUAUUAGAUAACACAACCUAUAAAUACUCGACAGAAUACUGCGUAACUUUCAGAAUGACAAACCUCAGUUUUAGUCUCAUGUCUGUUGCUUUUUUCAGUUUUCUUGGAGCUGCUGCUCCUGUCUUUAUGGUGAUUUCUUUCCGGUUCCUCCUCUGCCCUCUCUCUAUGCCUUCUUUCCUUGUGUCUGUCCCUCUCUCGCUCUUUGUCACCAUGGUGAUGCCUGUCCUCUUCAUUUGACCCCUUCAAGCCUCGAUGCUCCCUGGAUUCGCUGUCAUGCUUUCGCCUUUCAUCCUGGAGAGAAGGAAAAGCAAUCACAACACUGUGACUAAAAGAUUCUGACAAGAGAGUUAUAGAUAAAAUCAGGAGGAUGCUUACUUGAGAUCCCCUCUCAUUGUGUCUUUUUUCUCUCUCCUCUUUAUGUCUCCGUUCUCUCUCCUCUGUAUGUCUCCUUUCUCUCUCCUCUUUAUGUCUCCGUUCUUUCUCCUCGGUAUGUCUUCUUUCUCUGUCCUCUUUAUGUCUUCUGUGUUCUUCUUUGUGUUCUGAAAUCAAAACACACAAAUACAAAAAUAAGUCCUUAAAAUACAGUAUGACCAGCUAAAUCACACACACACUACUGUGCCCAUACCUCUUUCCUCCUUCAACUCAGAGUGUUUUUUGUCUCGGUGUCUCUCUCGUCUUUCUCUGUCAUUCCUCUCGUCUUCGUUUUCAUCGUUGUGUCUCUGUCUCUCUCUAUGCCGCUCUCUUUUUUCCCUCUCAUGUUUUCCUAUCAUAUCUCCCUGCACUUCUCUUGUGUCCCCGUAUCUCCUUCUCUCCUUUUCACUCUUAUGCUCCCUGUCCUGUUCUUCUCUCCUUCUUUCCUUUUCCUCCCUCCUCUUCUCCCUGUCUUCCCCAUUAUGUCUGUUUCUGUCUCUUUCCUUCUCUUUCUCCCUAUCUCUGAGUCUUUCCUUGUCCCUUUCCGUGUAAUGUUUUUCCUCCCUGUCUUGUCUUCUGUCUCUGUUCUCUCUGUAAUACUCAUCAGCCCCCUUACCAUCCUCUAACCUGUCUCUGUCUCUUCUCUUCUCUCUUUCCCUCUCAUCUCUUCUAUCCCUGUCCCUGUCGCCUCUCCUGUCCCGUGAGCCUUCUUUAUGUCUAUCUGCAUAUCUGUCAUUUUCUACCUCAUGUCUUCUUUCCCUUGUACUCUCUCUUUCCCUAUAUUUCUCUCUCUCUCUUCUGGACUCCUUCUCUGGAUCUCUUGGACGCCUCUCUGUUGAUUCUCCACCUCUGUGCUUUCUCUCAGAGUCAUCUCGUCUUCUGACAUAGUCGUCCCCUGGGCCUUCCUCCUAAAAAGGGAAAAAUUCGUGUAUUUACGUUUAUUGGUAUCAAUGAGCCAGAAUCAUAGAUUUCUAUUGUGCUGUUAACUUACCCUGAUGUGUCUUCUCAGCUCAGCUGGUCUCCAUGUGUCUUCCUUGUUUAGUUUCUGAAUACAGAAAUUAGCUUUGUUUACUAAAUGCCCAAACCAACGUUAUUAUAACACAACAAAAACACCUUUUUAUUCAACUAAACUCAUGCAAAUAAGCAAAAUAGCUAACGUUUUACAUCUACUCCACCGGACUCGAAAAUUUCUCCUGAAAAUAGAACUAUACGUUGAGUUUACAUGCAAAAGUAAAGCUAUUACCUUUCCGCUGUGCAUGUUUUCAUCUGUUUUUUUCUUUCUGGGGUAUUUUAAUCUCCAAAAACAAGCUCAUAUUUUCGUAACGACGACGCCAUGACAGUUAACUACUAGUGCGCAGGCGCAGUUGGGCGAAACUAAGGAGAACGCGUCACUUCAGCAUGACAACAGGCUUAUUAAUCAGAAGCAGAGCAACCCUAGAAUCAACAGCCAGUUGCCGUGGCAACGGGCAGGUCUUUUAUUUAAAUAAAAAAACACGUCAAUAUUGUUUAGUAAAUGAUCAAAUGUUGUACGCUUGUCGUGCAGAUCCUGCUGUUAAAUAUGGUGGCGCAAUGUUAACAAUUAUUCAUUUAAAAAAAGCUAAUUUGUAUGGUGAUCGAUUUCUCUGUGCUCGUCGUGUAUUCGCAACCGAGCGUAAGCCAGCGUCGCCGCCAUGUUGGAUAGGUCUCCCCACUCCAGGCUCGCUCGAUAGCCAAACGGGGUUAAUGGAAAACGAGCAACUAUGCCCGCAUUUUUGCACACUAUGGUUGGAAAACUCGACGCAGUAUUGAAACCAGAUCACGUAGGGUUACAUUUUACGAAUAGGACUAAAAAAAUAAUGUGGUUUAUUUUUAAUGUUUGACAUUGUCCUGUAUUAUUGCUACGUCCAUGUCGUUGUAACAAACCAAACAGUGUGAAAAUCGGGCAGAGAUUCGGAGAGUUAUUAUCAAUAUGGUUGAGCAUUCUUACCUACCUUAAUGCACCGGAGGCUCAUGGGGGACCCAUCCAAGACGGCGGCCGCGCUGAUACGUGAGCUCCAAUAGGCAGCAACAGUUUUUAAGGCGUCUACGUAUAUUAUGUCUAUGCUCGCAACCAUUUCUUAAAGAUUUUUGGCAUCUGGCAGUGUGAUAAGUUGACUCAAAACUAUCGUAAGUGUGUUUAUUCGCUUUAUUCGUUUCCAGGCCACUUUUUUAAACGUCCUUUGUACUAUAUUCCUGUCGAUUUCCCCAAGUGACGCUUAUAAACAGCUGCGUUUGCUGUCAGUGACCACCAGAUGGCACCAUUCAACACUUUUGAGCCGAUCUACUGUCACAACAGGGACCGCUCAGUGCAUGAUCCUCCGGGGUGUUCAGAAAUUGUCAUUUCUCAACAGUGCCGAGGCAGAGGAGAGCGAUCAGGGCGGAGGAAGGGAUCGGUUGCUGUUUAAACGGAAGGAAUGCUUUUCUUAUUUUCUAGUCAUUUAUAAAGUAGUCAAUGCAAACGGUUCCUAGUCUGAAGGCGAUGGGCUGGUGUGCAGGUGAGCCAACGUGAGAGCAGUCUUCCUGAAGGAACCGCUUUGGUCCGCUCGCACAUGGGAAGCGUGUCACCCAACCUUCCCCUGAUUUUGACAGUUUGAGGACAGACUGCGACAUGUCUAGAGACAACAUGACAGAUGUUCGAGGAGCCCACUCACACGGUACCAACCCCGCUUCACCAAAGGAGAACGGACACGCAGCGCCGAGUCCCGUUCAACCCAACUUUCCCCAACCCUCAGCGGGGGGCAUACCCGAGGAUAUCCCGGUGUCCUCCACCAGCGAAUUGACUCAGACAUGGGUCCACUUUGCUAAAACCUUUGUUCUUAUUUUCCCCAUUUACGCGCUGGGCUAUUUUGAGUUCAGUUUCAGCUGGCUGUUGAUUGGACUUGUUCUCUUUUUCUGGUGGAGGAGAAACACGGGAGGGAAACACAGCAGACUGAACAGAGCUCUUGCCUUCUUUGAGCAAGAGGAGAGAGGUGUGAGGCAGAGUCUGACCACCUCUGAUCUACCACCAUGGGUAAGACACUCUGAUGAAAUCAUACCCACAGCCCUUUAUCCUACUUGAGCUGUUUAUCUGUAUUGCAUGUGUUAUUUUUAUGUACUAUAUUAUUGAGUUUCCAGGAAAAUAUAAUCAGCUGACAGGAGCAGGAGGAGCAGAGUUGAGCUGUAAAGCUGUGAUGGAGCAGCUGUUCCCCCCCAGCAGUGACAUUAGCAUGAGUCCCAGGCUAAAUACAGCAGGGUACAAUGGUAAACCAGACACCACGCUGGAAAGGAAACAAGCCCACAGGGUCUGUGUUAUUUUGGGACCCAGACUGCUAUCUCUCUGCAAGAACUCACUCUAUUACUGCAACACUUGUUAGAUAACACUGGAGUUCUUGACUUCUGCUUGUCAGGGUUAAUAGUUUGGUGUUGAGGGGCUUUUCAAAUCUCCUCUGAGACCCUUUUUGAAAUUCUUUGCAAUCAUGAAUCCCAUCAUAAGGAUAUAAUUUGAUGAUAUGCAGAGUGUGGUUUGGUCUGCUUUUUGAGCAGGAAUCAUCAUUUCUGUCACCUCUAUAUACAGUAUGUCAUGUGACUUUUUACCACACAAGUGCUUUUGGAAGUGGAUUGUAGGACACCAUGUAAUCCAUGUAGUUAACCGCUGUCUGGAGGGAGCAGGAUUAUAGCUUCAAUGGGAAAUAUGUCAAAGUAAACAGCACGGCUUCUUUAGAGGGUAUUGCGGGGAAUUACAGCACUUCAUGAAGGUUAUACAAAGUUUACAUGUCAGCAAUUGAAAUUCAGUUGUCUCUUAAGUAAUAACUCUGUUGAAUUUUCAUUGGUUGGGUACAGAAUGGCUGUAGAGGGACAUUCACAAGUAUUGGAUCACCAUAGAUCUAUUGAGAAAUGCUGUAAAUGUCCUUUCUUUUAUUUUCCUUUACCCCCAAGAAAUCCAAUUAUGAUGCAUCCAAUCCAGUGUGAUCCGAGCAUGACACAAUGCUCAAGUGGACUCCAAUUUGAAGCGAGUCCCAUCUCUUUGCAUAUUAACCUAUUAAAUGAUAUCACACUGUCCUCAGAGUCCCAGCUCCACUGGCGUUGGACUCUCAGUGCAACCUCAUGUUUAAAAAAGCUUAUUCUGCUGACAGGGCUAUAAAGGCACUGAGGCUAUUUAAUGGAGAUGGAGGAGCAAAACAUCUCACUUAAAAGAAAAAGGCACUAUUGAAUGCCCCCUGAAACCUCUGCCUAAACUGCAAGUCAAGCACAACAUGAAAACUCUGACUGUACCUGGCGUGGCUGUAACACCUAAAGAGAUUGAUUAGAAUCCCGCAGACUGUAAGACUGAGCACAUAUCGCUGCAUCGAUCCUAGCCCUGCCAUCAGGGGAGAGGACAGGCCACAGCUAUUACUCCCAAAUCUUGGCUAGUGCCAGUUUCCCCUGCAAGGCAGAAGUGAGUCUUAGAAGGCAUGUCACUGCCUUCACAAAGAAUAUUUUAGUGAAGCGUCUCUAUCCCUGAACUUUAGUGGCUGAAGUGCACUUCACCGUUUUUAGCCAGUGUGAGUCUCUCGCUGGCAGAUCUUUGCACUAAAAGCAUUAACAUUUAUGCAGAGAUGCAGACCAUGCUUCAGUGUUAUAUGAGAAAAAGGUAGGAGUUAGGGACUGAAUUUGAUGGUAGAUAUGUCAACUUGGUCAUAUGUUGUGCAGCAUAAUUCAAAGGCAUGGAAUGGAUUUGGUGUAUGAAUUCACAAAAAGCCUGUUUGCAUGUCAUAAUAUGGGAUUAUAGUGAGAGCAGAUAUGCAAAUAAGAAUCCUGACAGUCCCUCAUGUUGCAGAGGCAGAAGAAUUUUGAAUGGUUUGUCACCCAGCUGCCAGCUGACGAUACGAACAGGUUGAUGUCAAGUUUUCAAAGCUGGUUUUAUUGUUGUGGAAGUCAUUGAAUAACACAGAUAAACAAAAUCUCUCAGAUUCAAAGGCAGUGGGAUUCGAUUACUUUGAACUCAGUAUUUUACUCACAGUAAAGUCACAACAUGCGUGCUUUGUUGUUGACGUUCGUAAUGUUUCAUUUGGCAUUUCUCUUUAGUCUUGCCAGUCUUGAGUUUAUCAUGUAGGUCUGUGGCUUCAUUAGGUCUGUUUUCUUCAGUUUUUGGUUGAUGUCUCCUUGUGUGUUUUAUUAUUUCUUGUCGGUUACUGUAACUAAAAAUGUAAGGUUUGUGCACUUAGAAUAACGUGGAAGUAAUUCUAAAAAUAUUCUCCAUGUUGUUUAUCACUGUGGUCAAAAAAGAACAUUUUUGCCACAUUGUCAACAGGAAGAGGUGAAAUGUUUUGGACUCCUAUGACGUGUGUGUGUGUGUGUGAUCUGGUUGUCUGUGGUGUUGACUCUUCCAUUAAGAACUGAUUAACAUUGUAAUGAGGUUUUGAACAAUCGGAAUCAAUUAUUUACCACUGCCAGUUGAUUGGUAAGAAAGUCAGGUAAUAAUGCCUUAAUCUACUGUAUGGAUUUUGUUAAGACUGCACUAAUGAAGUUUAAAAGUAAAUCAGGAUGUGAAGUUUGUUUCCUUUCAAGAACAGAGGCCAUCAAGGGCUCCACAAUAGACCGAUGAAACAAAAGCAAGAUUUCACAGAUGGGCCUUCAACUGCUUUAAAGAAGUCAACAGGUCUCACUACAAAGAGAAAGUUCCAGAGUUUAGGAGCUUAAAACACUUAAAAGAAGACAUCCACAGCAGCGAAAUCAGUGCUGUAGUUGCAGAGUGUCAAUAGAAGUUUAGUAUCUCAGUUCUGUGCGUUCAUUAAAGGCCGUUUAAACUGGAGGUGAAUCACUGUCGUGGUUAAAAAAACUAAGCACACUCUUAAUUACUCUUUGAAGACAUAAUCCCUAAUGACUGUAUACAAACACACCAACAAGCUGAGUAAUUAAGAUGCUUUGCUUCCACUCUCAGCUGCAGGGCUCAGGUUCUUUUUCCUGGCAGCUCUGAAGCAUAUCAGCCAUUACUUCACCUACAUUUACUGAAUAGGGGUCACUGUGUCAGGUGUUAUAAUGACGCUCUGUCAGAUGAUUUUACUCCCUCCACCACAUGAAACGACAACAGGCCUGAGUGUGUCAUAUCAACCAGAACUCCCUUUUCCCCCUCUCCCUGCUCUCCUCACCUCUUUAUUUUUUUACUUUGACAUUAAUGCUGCAUCUGCACUUUUGCAGCCUCCUGCAGGAGAAGUGCUGUCCCUUGUUUCUGUCAUAUCUUGCCAGCACUCCAGCCACAAAUGUCACUCUAUCUUUCUGUUAAGAUUAGGCUGAAAAAGCCUUCAAUUCGGAGUGAAAGAGAGGCAGGGCUGUUUAUCUUUUAUUUAUCAAGACGGGGGUUGCAUCGCUGCACACCUUUGUGAAAGUUAUUGACUUUACUGAAGGCCCUUCCUUUUACCUCAUGUUAAAUCGAUGCUCGAUUUACUUUGCUUGUUCAGGAAGAUUAAUUGAAUUGCAGCUAAGUCUUACAGCACUGAUGUAGAUCUAUAAAUAUGCUCUCUAUUGAGACAGGAGGCAGGAGGGAAGUGUUCAACACGAUUGUAUCAGAUUUAUUCUAGUAUCCUGUGACACUACAAAAAUCCAAUUUAUAGAUUUAUUUGUCAAGCGUAUCAGUCAACUAACUCAGCCUGAAUUUUUCUGGCUAACUCAAAAUGUGAUAACAUAAUCCAAAGGUUUGCUCUGCUGUGUUUCAUCAAAUGCACCACAGAAAGGAGGAUGAUAAAAGAAACGUCGCAUGAUCAAAACUCAGGGAGAGAUCUGAUAAUCCUUACACAAAGAGCGUUAGGAUAAGACUUUUUCAUCUGUCAUCGGAUACUCGUGCAUUAGAGUUAAUCACAAUCACACUUGGCUCACUCUCUCUCUCUCUCUCGUUGUUUAUGGUGGACUGCUGCUGUGAAUUUCAGCUGUGUUAUACUGUUUGUAAUGCCAACAAGACGUGCUUUAAUCAGGCUUUUAAUUUUCUCUAUAUAUCCAUGAUGCUGCUCAGUUUGAUCUGGAAAACCUGAAGUUAGCAAAUGAAUUUCACUCUGUCCAGUACUGUGGUUUUAGACUUGGACUGUCACAAUAUCAGAUUUUCACCUCAAGAUCAUCACAACAACUACAGUAUCAUGAUGAAUUCAGGAAAUUUGAAAGUGAAACAACACAAUCAGUGAAAUAACUCACAUAUUAGAAUACAUUCCUAAUGUUAUCAAAUUUAUAAUUUAUCCACAUCGCUAGCUCUGUUACUAAAACUUGUUUGAAGAGGCAUGAACUCAUAAAUAAAUGCUAUUAUUUUGAUGUUUUGUCUUGAAUUUAGCUUGGUUCAUUUGCAGCAUGGUAAAUCUAAGCUUUUGUUUUGAAGUUCCACCAGAUCUUAAGUUGCAUAUAUGAAUUAAAAAACAUAAUGGUUUGAUAGAACAGAUGUUGGUUUGUUUGGUGACAAGAGACACAAGCUUUAAUGUUGUUUUGGGGCUCACAGUCUAAAAAAAAAAAGACUUUCAGAUUAUCUCUCAGAGCUGUAGUAACAGCUUCCUCAUUUUUCUCUCUCCUCUUUUUUAUGAUGUGUGCCAACCAGUGUGAAGGACAACUAUUAUGAACUCAGUGCAUUACAAUUUGCUUAUUUAAACCACAGUGGAAAAUUUUUAGUUUUCAAAAAAAAAAGGUUAUCAUCAAGACCAGUAUAGUGGGACAAUCCUGUGGUAGGCUGGAAUCAUCAUCUCCUUCAUCUGUUUGUUAUGGAUGCUGAUUUGCAAAUGCUUGCAUGCAAAACUGCUUAACUGCAGUUGUGAACUUAAAAGACAUUUAACCUGCUUCACAAAAACGUGUUGGUAAUAAUACUGAGAGCCUGUACAUUUGAUUGCACUGAUGGAUGCUUGAAUUUAAGUUGAUUGAAGUGGUUUUCAGUGUUGAUAUUUUUACUUUCGGUGAGGAAAUUUCAUGAAUUCUGUUAUUGAAAUGAUAAAAAGCUCUGAGAGGUUUAUACCUCUGAAAGCACUGUAUAAUAUAUGCAGGCUUCUUGCUUCUGAAGUGCAGUCCUACCUCUUAGUAUGUGGUAUUCAGUACUCUGAUCACUGCAAGCUGUUGGCUUUUCAGACUGAAGAUAAUUUAUGCAACUUCCCUGUUAAGAAAUCUGACCUUUUCUUUCAUCUUUAAUGUUUUUUUUGAUCACAGAAGAAUUAUGAAUGCAUUAUUUUAAGCCAGAUCGCCGGUGGACCAAAUCUUGCUGUCAUUCUUGCCUUUCAUAAUAUUGCAUCAUCAGCCGUACUGAAACCCACACCGACUAAAGAUGAUCUGCUCUGUUUUCUCCACUGUAGGUUCACUUUCCGGACGUAGAGCGAGUGGAGUGGCUGAACAAGGUAAAGAAUCGAGCGUCUGUCUCUUAGAUUCGUCCGCUUGACUGAAGCCCUCCUUUUUGGCGUUUUAUUAACUGGAGGAAAUUGGAUGUCUGUCACUCUGUUGCUCUCUGGUUUUCUCGGUGGGGCUGUGGUUGUUGCCACGGCGACUCUACACUGCAGCACUUUUGACUUAACAUGAACCUUUGUUUUUGCACCGCUGUGAAAUGCAUUAGCCUCAGUGAACCCCAUGGCAUCGAGCCAGACUAACAUUUAAAAGCACUUAAGUUGAGUACAUAUUAAAGGGGUGUACAUGCUAACAUCAAAAUUCAAUAUUUUUGCUGUCUUUGCAGGAACAUGAAUGAAUAUAAGCAUGACUAUAGAUUAAAGCUACAGUACAAUUUAGAUAUACAGAUAAACAGACAAUGUAUUUUCAUCACAGUGAGUUGUUUUUUACCUGCUUUGCUCUAUAGACAGUUUUUCCUGUGUUCAGUGUGUUCAGCUCUGCACAAGCACAGUUUUGACAUUUUUGUGUCAAAUCUGUAAAUAAUGAUCACAGAUGAAAAUUUUACAUCCACACCCUCAAAAAACAUUUCAAUUGAUGCCCUUUUGUCCCCUCAGACAGUGAAACAAAUGUGGCCGUUCAUCUGCAAUUUUGUGGAGAAACUUUUCCACGAGACGAUCGAGCCCGCGGUGAAGGAAUCAAACGCCCACCUGAGCACCUUCUGCUUCAGCAAGAUCGACAUGGGAGACAAAGUGAGCACUUGUUGAGUUUCUGCACGGGGUUUAUAGACUGAUCAUGUGUUGUUUCAACACUGUCAGAACGGACUCCUGGCAGCAGGUGCACUUAGGACAGCUGGCGAGGGGUGUGCGGGAGCCUAAACGUGAACAUACAUGCACAUCACUGACACUUGUGCUUGUUUCAUAAAUAGUUUCCAUGUCAGGGUCAAGAGAGGGUGCGACCUUGUGGUAACUGCAUGGGGGAUUGGGACAGACGGAGGUGUUGGUGUAGCGUUGAUGGACUGAAGUAGAGCAGCAGUCAUAAUGUUUCCUUCUGUUGUGGUUUUAGCCCAUCAGGGUCAACGGGGUCAAAGUUUACACAGAGAAUGUGGAUAAGCGGCAGAUCAUCAUGGACUUGCAAAUCAGGUAAGCUGACAGAUUUCUGCAUACAUCACAAUUGUUUUGCUUGUGUUUUGAAAUGCUUUUCAACAGGGGCGCUGAUGGCCUAGCAGUCUAAGUGCGCCCCAUAAACAGAGGCUGCAGUCCUUGGCUGGUUUGACUCCCAGCCUUGACCAUUUGCGGCAUGUCUUCCUCAACUCUCAACUCCCCCACAUUCCCUCAAUUCAGCUGUCUUUUCUAAUGAAGGCAAAAAUGCAAAAAAAAACACAACUUACAAAAAAAUGUUCAAACUAAUCUCAAAAUAUGACUAAACAGGAUCUCUUCUCGAGAGACUCAUAGUGUUUUAAAGGGGAAGAUGAAUUUGCUAAUUUACAAGAUGAGCAGCAAUGUGAAACAAAAAGAUCCUCUCUGAGUUUUUAGAAAAACAGGUUUCAAAUAGCUGCAAAACUAGAUUUCAGUCUUUUUAUUUAACCUUGUACUGUUUCUUUGUCAAAACCUGCUGCCCACACACCCUCAGUGUGACUGUAAUCAAGUACGAUUUGGUUGUGUCGUGAAAACAGUUUACCACUAUGCUUCAACACUGGUGUCAGGUAAUCAAACUUUACCCACAGAAGCUUUGUAGACUGGAUCCACUAAUGACAUUUUUUAGUUUCUCCUGUAAUGCCUGUUUCCAGUUUGAGUUUAGGCUUAGCGUGCGAAAAGAGCCCCAAGUUAAACUACAUAGAACUGAAGAAUAACAACAACAACAGGAACCACUGCGAAAAUAAAACUCAACUAGGUCAUUUUUUGAGGGGUGAGUUUGUGAGAUUUUCCAAGUUUUUGAGCGGAUUUUGUUUUGUGUGAUCUUCUUGAAUAAAGGCAUAUAUGAAGCAUCCAGAGAGUUUUUUAAGUGACUGCUAGGACAUUUAUAUGCCUUUUUAUAACUCUUACUGUAGACAGUCUUGAGGUCCUGUUGCUUGUUCAGUGCAGGCCCUGUCAUCUCUGUGAUACCUGUUCUCGAGUGGCAGAUGAGGCGCCAUGGAAGUAAAAUGUGGUUUGUGUCUACAUUUGAGAUGACAGGACAAAACUAAACCAUCAGUCUAACACCUCACACCUCCCCAAUAUUGUGCUUUUUAGAUGUACAGUUUGAGAGCAAAAUUAAGGUAGACGGCGGAAACUUGCGAUGCUUUAAAGUGGGAUUUUAAUGAGGGAAUCUGUUGAUAGAGAUUUAGAGAAAUAAAGUAAUGCAGUUUGAGUUGAACUUUGAAGCUCUUUGAACCUGGUUGAUUUGUUGUGUCACUAGACUGGCAAUUUUAUUUUGACCCAAGGUGUGGAGCACGCACUGUUGAAUCAGUGAUAGAGGUUUUAAUCAAGUUAAGGUUACAGACAGGUUACUCUGUGGCUAAGGUUGAGUGGGGGGUGGAGAGGUGGGCAAGCGAUGAGUAGAUCAGCCAGUUUCAUGUUGGCUACGAACAGGGCAGAGGUUGAUCCUGGAGCACAGGAGAAAUAGAUCAUCAGCAGGCAAGACAUGAGGAGGCAAUCACACAAAAGCACAAAGAAGAAAUAGGCUGACCUUAAGGCUGCACCACAUGAUGAACUGAAUGAUCUAGUGAUGGCUGGCUGAAGAAACAGGGUGUAGCUGCACAGCAGGCUGAUGACUUAGCGAGAAAUAGGUGAGCAAGCUGUCGAAGUCAGGAGGUGGAGCAGGUGAGGAGUAUGAAGAAUUGGCUGCAGAGAGACACAACAGGAAACACAAGGAUAGAAACACAAGGAGAAGAGGCAACGUUUGAGUCAAGGACAUAUUCAUGACAUGAUGACCCUGUGGUUGUUUGGAGACAAGAGGAAUCAUGACAUAUAAUAGCAAGCUUUCAGUGAGCUGCUGCAUUGUCUGAGUAAACAGAAGUACUUGUGUGUCUGUUGAUCGUACCGCUAAAGUCACUCAGCUAUAAAUACAAUUCCAAUCAUUCAGUCUCUGCAACAGCAAUCUAAUUACAUGCUGCUCACAGGUCAAGUAGUUUUCCACACAGGAGCUGCUGGGUCAUGUUCUACGUCUCUCUGACCUCUGUGACUAGUGAACUGCACAUCCUAUGACUGCGUGUUUUUCAAAGUGUUGAAUCUACUGCUAUUCAAAAAAGGAAGACCAUAAAUAGUAAGUGUAAAUAGUGAUACAAGUCUGGGGUAGUUCCUUCCAAUCUAACUUUAAAACGACCUCACAAAUGUAAUGAAUAAGAAAGGAAGUCCCUUUGAUGUCUAAAUUUAGCAGGUGCCGAGUCUCACGUACAAUCCAACAACUUGACAUCCCUCUGAAUUGAACUGAAUGAAAAGAUAAAAAGACUCCGGCGGUGGACUCACAUUUGUCAUGUUUGUGUCUCCCUCCUGCAGCUUCGUCGGCAACACUGAGAUUGAUGUCGACAUCAAACGCUACUACUGCAAAGCCGGCAUUAAGAGCAUCCAGGUAAGUAAAGUCCUCUCUGUUUAGUUUCACAUCCCCACAGAGUUGAUUUCCUUAAACAUUCAUGGCUUCGGCCUUUAAAAAGGUUGUCUGAAAAGAAGCCAAAUAUUGAGCGUGAAGAGACACUGGGAUUUCAAGGAAAGGUCUGUGUCUUUUCAGGUUUGGAUACCUAAUUUUAUCUCCUUUACAAUAACAUGAUGUAUGUAUUUGGACAGGAUUGUUCCACCUUUCUUGAGAACAUUGCUAGUCGGUGCAGAGGCUUCUAUCAAAUAUCUGCAUAUAAAAGCUUUUAGUGUGAGUGCAGUAUGACAGCCCUGAUAAAUUAGAUGUGCUGUGCACUCAUACUGAUGAGGCUGAACUCAGUUAUAUUAUAAUGAAUUCAAUGACAGCGACAGAAUAACAAUCAUGUAGUGCAAACGUGCGAACAGCCAUGUUUCAACCACAAAUCUAUGCCCUUGAGUUAUAUGCCUUAUAAAUAUCAAAAUGUGUUAUUGAAUGUAUUAAAAUGACAGCUGCACAUAAUUGUAUCUGCUGACAUGUUAAAGAUGAAGUGAACAGGCUUGGUAGAAACGGAAUUGAAUAUAUUAUUUGUACUGAAUAAUAAAAUAGACAAACUAGAAGCAUUAAUGUUUUGUAUUUAGUGAGUGGCUCUGCAGAAUAAAAUGAUCAUUAGACAAAGAAUAAUAAUUUUUAAAUCAAUGGAACGGACUAGAAUUCAUAUUGCUUCCUAUUCAUGAUAUCCUUAAGCAAACAAGACCAUCAGUCACAACAUAACCUUUGUUUACUCUGUAACUCUGAAUGCCUGGAGCAGGAAAGAGAGGAUGGGUGUCAGCCUAAAAGCUGAAGAAACAGCUCUAUUUUUACACUGACCGCAUGAAAUGUUUAGAGUAAAUGACACAUUUAACUGUGAAAAGUCUGCAGAAGGAGGUUUUUUUGUCAAAAAGGAUAAGUCAAGCAUGCAGAGGACGAGGUAAGCAGAGACAGCUUUGUCCACAGGGGGCGCCAAUCUCGUCACAAACCAAAAAUUCCUUACAGAUGCUUUAACAAAUGCAGGAGAUUUUUGCCCUCAAAGGCCACCAGCAGGAGGGGUGAAUGGGGUAGCAUUUCAAUACUAUAUUAGGUAUUGCUAAAAAUGUCCAACUUUAGAGAUUAAACAGUCGCAUAUGUCUUAAAGUAAUAAAUAAUCAGUCAAGACAAGUUGAUUUUUUUAAUACCCUUUUUUUGUAAGGUGACCCUUUAAUAUGUUAUAAGACCAAGUUGGAAGCUACUUCUUCACUGGAAUUAGCAAUAAAGAAUAUACAUUUUUGUUUUGGGUUAUAUUUAUUUCACAAAACUGAUUACUCUUUAAAGAUAAUAAGAUCAUUUCAUGUUCUUGCACGUCCUUGGCCUUUUUGUGUGCUGCGGCAGUUGAACAAAGAAAAAAAAACAAUCAACAUGCCUCCUUGGAGACUAAGAUCUUUUCCUGGGAGAUGUUUGUUGCCUGCUGCCCCUGUUGUGUAACUGCAGCAGACCUACAUCUCUCCCCUGGCUCAUUAUCAACACCUAAUACGCGAGUCCUCGUCACUUCUUGAGCUGGUGUACGUUACACCGAGCAGGUGUGUUUGGCUUAAUGAUGACAGGAAGAUUAGUGAUGGCUUUGUGAGGAGUGGGGUUAAACUAGGGCUCACAUUGGUCUUUUAAUAUUUGUGUAACAUCAGCCUGUUGUUUGGGAUCACUUACUGUAUAUGAGGGAGAUUAACUCCUCACCAACGCCAGUGUGUUUAUAUUGUCUUUUAAUCCUGUAAGACAAUACUUGGAAUAAAAAUGUUCCACAGAAACAAAAUUCAGAAAUUGAGCACUAUUUAUUCACCACAGCUUAACACAAGUACCCCAAAACAAAUGUUUCAGGCACUAUUGUUGUGCAGUUUAUUUCAGUUCUAAGUGUGCUGUAGUGUUAGGCUGAAUCUGUCUCAUUUUUAUGCAUUUGUUCCUGUUUAUAUUUUUGUCAUCUGCUUUUUUUUUACUGUUUAGAGAACCAUGUUACUGUAAAUUAUUACUGCUUACAAGUCAAACCAUUACAGCUUCAAGCCGCAGAAAGACCCAAGGAAGUGCAUAGUGAGAGAUUAACCCUCCAACAUGUUUAAAAAAUGCUGGUUCAAGGGUGUUCAUAUAUAAGGAGUAUCCCUUUGGGCAUCUUCACUUUUUGUCAGUUAUUGUUUUUACAUUUAUAGAGUAAAGAAAUCGAUAUCUCAGUUUUUGUUUCAGGAAACAGUGUCUUAAUUCAAACCUCCUUAACCACAUGAAUGACUCUUGAAAUUUCAAAAUGAAUCAGAUGUAAUUUGCUGAAGAGGGUCGUAUUUUUGUGGUUAGUCACGGUUAGUGUCGGUAUUCUCUCCUCUGGUGUGAUUUCUCUUUCUCUGUGGAUAAAAAAGGCGCGGAAAAAAAGGGCAAUUAAAACGUCAAAACAAAUUCUCUGGUGCCAGAAUUUAGACAUCUUUUGUUUCACAGAGUGGAUUAGAGCAGCUGUGUGGUCCCCACACGACACAUGUAAAGCACUUCCAACGCCAUAAUCCUUCUAAUUGUUGUAAUAUGUUUCAGUGAAAGAGGGGGACAACUCGGGGAGGUGUGAAGUCUGGAGUCUUGUGAUCAAGUUUCCAACCUGUCAUGUGUUACAGCUAACAGCUCCACUCCUGAGAAAUGUCAAAAGGCUAUCAGGGUGUAAGCCCACCUCUGCUCCUCUUUUGUGUUUGUACGUGUACAUUAAUAUGUCCCUCUUGUAUUUCCAUAGAUUCACGGCGUGUUGAGAGUGGUAAUGGAGCCGUUGCUUGGUGACAUGCCCCUUGUUGGAGCUCUGUCUGUGUUCUUCCUUAAAAAACCAGUAAGUCAUAACAAUGUGCCACCAGUUAAUUCAAUUUAAUCUUCAUCAUGGAGUCACAGGGGGAGGUAUAAUGACGCAGCAGACUGAACAAACGCAGAGUGAUUAGCAUGGAGGCUAUUAAACAGGGAUUUGUGCAUAGAAAUAAAACAACAGGUAUCUUUGAAAGCUUUUCCUGCACCAUUUGCUGUUUUUGUUUUUUGUGUCUUACUCAUACCCAAGCUGACCUUAUUUCUGACUGUUUUACUUAAUACCCUGCAUAUCUUUACAGUCCCCUGUUUCUAAUGCUUUGUGCCUCCUCCUCCUUUAAAUUUUAUAUUAUUGCUGCUCAUAAAACAAACUGCUCCUCUUUGGUGUUCUUGCUUAACUUGCAGUUAGUAUUCUUCCCUUGCAAAUUGGACUUUAAAUGUUAAUUUCAUAAGUCAAAUCACCACUAAACCACAGUAUAACAUUUUCUCUUUUAUUUUACAGCCCUAAUUUCCACUUUAAUUCCCACCCUUUCCCCCCUCUCUGGCAUUGCUUUCGACAAUGCCAGAGCUCUCUCGGCUGAAACACCCUCUAUCACUUUACACAAUUUGCAUUUUCCGUUCGCUCGCUCUCAUAUUUUCCAGUACACGUUCCAUCAAUCUCCCUAUUUAACCGCUGUGCUGAGCCACCGCCGCACAGCUUAAAAAUGUUUGACCGAUUUAUACCGACUGGGAGGACCCAGUGGAACUAUAGCAGAGCUUUAAAUAGCUGCAGAUCAAGCCAGCCCUACUUUGGCAGAUUUCUCUACGCAAAGCACUCCUCUGAAGCCCAAGGUGGAGAUAUAACUGUAGGAGGCUGAGGGAAGAAGACAGUAAAUCCUGUGCAGUCCCACAUAUACACUCACUUUAUGCACCUCAAUCUUGUGGUAACAUUUCGCAGAGGAGAAACGAAUUAAAAAAAGCAAUUUUCUGUUAGCAAACAAAGCCCCAACAUUGACAACGCUAGGAUCCAAAUAACUGGUCGUCCUUCUUCCUGCACGCCAUACAAGGCCGGAUCCUGAGUGCCAAAUGAAAAAGAAACAUUUCCAGACCAUAAGAGGUCUUGGCUGCGGUGGGGCAGUGUGAUCGUAUUAAUGUGACUCAGUGCAGUGUAAAUAAAAAGAUGCAACACAUUCUGCUGUGAGAGCUCUGCAGAGAUUUGGAGCCCGGCUGUGGAGGAUACCCGUUGUAAUGUACAUACUACUGCUGCUGUUGUAAUUACAGGAUUCUUUGCAAUUACCUUUUCCUAUUCAUGAAUGAGAAAGUUCAAUGUGAUAUUAAAUCAAAUUUGAUCCCCAAGCUGCAGGCAAAUGUUCGAAUAAAGACCAACAGAGAAAAGGCAGUUUUUACACCAACAGCAGCCGGUUACGGGCUCAUAGAUGACACAAUGAGAAGUUUUGAAGCCAUCGUAAGGUCUUUUUUUUAAAGUUAUACAUGCUUGCUUUUACUAGACAGGACAGCUGAAGAGAGACAGAAACAAAAAGUGUAGCAAGUGAGGAAAGAAGCAGAGUCUUGGAUUGGAGUCGAACCAUUGGCACCUACAACGAAGGCUAAAACUUCAGUAAAUGCUUAAACUUUGAGGCCAACCUUACCAUACCCAAGUUUGCAUAGUUUACUCUUCGCUUCAGAUAGGAGUAAAUUAGAUUAGCCUGACAUCAAAACCUCAGAAGAAAGCCAAAAAAUCCUGUGCAGUUCAUAUCUUAUUCUUAGAAACUCCAAGAUGUUGAUUUUUACCCUUCUGUAACACUUGGGACAGGAUCUACUUGUUCGCGAGCUUCUGAGACGCUCAUUGAUUUUCUAGGUUUUUGCCCUGUAUUCAUUAUUUGGACCGACAGUCUCCUGGAUCCAGUUUUCUGCUGAGACCAGAUUCACAAGGGUGCCAUCAGUUCUAAUGUUUAUCACUCUUCAGGAAAACUAAUGUUUAUAUUUCACAUUCUGUCAAACUAUUCCUUUAAAGUAGUCUAAAAUCCAAACAAAGACAAGCGUAAGAGAUAUUAGUCAGGAAAUCCUAAAAUUUAAAGGCAGAUGCUGUGAAUUAUGAGCUAUUUUUAGAAUAAAUUUCUGACCUGGGUUUGUAUACAGCUCACCUAGUUUAUGGCUCAUAGCUGGAGAUGCAUAUUUUUAGAGGUUUUACUUAUCACCCAAACAGAGCAUUAAUCUUUCUGCCUGCUGCAGCCAAAAGUGUGUCCCCUCCACUCGACCAUAUUCCCACAGCACCCUCACUCCCGCAACACAUCAUUCACAGUCCUGCAGUGUUCCCCUCUCCCAUGCUGCGCAAGGUGCAUCUGCUGCAGUGUAAGCAACACCGACUGGAAAGUAGGGUGGGAAAGACUCAUUAAGGAAACAGCCCCUUCAGCGUGGCGGCAGAAACAGAUCAAAGCUCAGCGAGAAGCGGGGCCUGGCUGCAUUCAGAUCCCACUCUCGCUUUGAUUCUCUUGCUUUUCAGUGUCUCCUGUCAUUUAAAUGAGACAUAUCUGCACCAAUAAAUGGAAACUGGUUGGUCUGUGUUACUUUUGACUCUUUUUAUGAGAGCCGUUUCUUUUUUUUUUAUCCGACAAAAAAAACACAGUGCCCCUCAUCUCAUUAUGCACUGAAAACUAAUGAGACACCAGGGGGUUGCUGGGUUUUAUAAAUUAUUUAUUACGCAGGUGAUUUUGUGUUCAUUUCAACGCAAGGAUCUUUGCUUUGUGCUCUCUUCCUGUGACUCAUAAACUAAGCUAAUUGUACUCCCAGCUUCCAUUUAGGCACUAAAAAGGUAUUAGCAAUACGCUCAGAUGUGUUUUUUAUGUAUGAAGUCUUUGCCUCUGAACUGGUGCGUGACAAGAUAACAGUGGCCAGAUUAAGUCCGUUUUCUUCUUCAGUUAUUGAAAUAAUGACAACCUGGUCCAUAAAGUAGGAGGGGGAUUUAGUGACCAAAGAAAAACAGCUCUGGAUUAUUUUUUUUGUUUCUCCCUCUUGAAGGACAUUUUGUCUCUGUUGUUAAUCAGCAGAGUUUGUCAGCCAGAAAAUGAGAAGCCUGCUAAAUGUAGCACAGGGUCCAGAGAGCAUUGCUGUUCACUGUUUGGAUCGUUUUAAAGUCACUCAGGCUGUUUUUCUCCUCUUCUUGUUCUUUGUCCUUUUAGCUUCUGGACAUAAACUGGACUGGCCUCACCAAUAUUCUUGACAUUCCUGGGCUCAAGUAAGUCAACUCAAACCUGUUUUUCUUUCUUACCAAAAAUGCUUUUGUUAGUCAAGGAUUUAUGGACAAGAAGGAGAUUCAGGGAACUGCACUUUGGCCUACAUUCUUUUAUUACUUGUGUCAUGUCAUGAAAUUUUGAUAACUAAUCGAAAGACAUUAACCUUUCAAGGAUGAGACAACUCCAUGCUGGAAUAAUCUAUAUGGCAUGUGUGUGGAUUUGGGACAGAGGUGGUUUUCUAUCAUCAUGGAUAGUGCAUACUUAAAAAUAAAACAACUUUGCCAGGGCAGGUAAAAAAAAAAAAAAGAGGAAAAUUCACUGUUAUAUUUUUAAUGCAAAGCUGCCAUGAGGAACAAGGACAGAGGAAGCAGCAGAGGUUGAAUUACAGGGAUAUAGAGUGAAGAGAGAGAGAGCUGCUAAUGAAAACAAAACUGUGAAACAGAGAAGAAGGAUGCUUUUUCUUGUUGUGCAGGAGAGCCUUUAAACACAUUUUUUUCAUACUUUAUUUCAUUCAGUUAGAUACAAAACAUUCAAUACAAACAAGGAAAGAUCUCAAACAUGUGAAUGAAAAGGAGCAGAAAGAAGAAAAAUCUUAUAGUCUGCCCCUCUAUGUAGGAAAGAAACUGCUGUGUGUGUCCCUGCUCCAACCUCCAUCACAGCCAUUUAACGUAAAAAUGUUCUUUCACAUGUCCUUGUCCUUUUGUCAACUCAUUAAGUAAAUAAGUCAAACCACUGUUUGGUUCAGAUAGCUAGAGAAUAAGGCAGAGAGGACAGAGAUGUCACUUGGUCAUUAUUACCUCCGCCAAGGAGGUUAUGUUUUCGGUAGCGUUGGUUUGUUUGUUUGUCUGCUAGCAACUUUACGGAGAAAGUAACAGACGGAUUGACCUGAAAUUUUCACCAGAGGUGCAUCUCAGCCCCAGGAGGAUCCCAUUAAAUUUUGGUGGUGAUCCGGAAAAAAAUUCUGGAUACCGUGACCCAGAACACACAAAAAAUAAAGGUGUCGUUGGAAUUUUCAAUGCUGAAAGAUAAGCAAUGGGCGGCAGAGAGGUGUAGAUAGUGGUUAGCACUGUUGCCUCACAACCACAAGGUCCUGGGUUCGAAUCCCGGUCAGGGUGUUUCUUGUUUUAUGAACAGUGAACAUACCAGUUUAAACACAAAUAAAUGUUAAUAAAAGACACGUAACAGUAAACGUUUUGGUGAGAGUCACAAUAUAAGGGGGGGACAUGGGCUGCUUGGCAGAGGUCUGCGCUCUCCGAGUGCUUUUCUAGUUUGUGUUCUAGUAGGUCUGAACUGCAGACUGUUGGCUGACCAUCAAGUGUCCAAAACUAAGAAAAUACGAAAAUUCAGACCUUUUACAGAUACAGAUAUCACCACGCACUUCUGGGUUUUUAGUAAUAACUCAAAUGAAAUAUUUCACUUUUUUCAUCCUGACAUUUUGUCAUAUGUUGCUCGGGGUCAUGCGAUCCCUCCCACUUCAGCACAGAUUGGAUAUCCAUAUAUCUAAAUUAAACACCUUUGGCUGCUCAUGAGUUUAUUUUUUGUUUCUAUGGUACCAGAAAAGAUAUAAAGAUUGUCCUUUUUGUUGUGGUGUCGUGUCAAAGUUUCGAACUCUGGUAUCAGGCUGACUCUGUUAGAGAGUUAAAGAGCAAUAAACUGAAAACACGGCGGUGGUAGUUUCACCAGAUUUAAUUACCCCUCUCCUGUUUAGUACCUGAGAAGAUAAAUGCCACUAAUGCACUGAAAGUUUUUUUUUUAGUCUGCUUCCUUUCCUGCCAAAUACCUGGAGUGUCCUUGUCUGUGUUGUUGCUGUGUUUAAGUGCUGGAACAGGCUGAUCUGUUCUGAGUAAACAUUUCAUGCUGCAAAAAAACAGAUCAAGUACACUUUUGUGUAAAAAAAAAAAACAUUCUUGUAUCGCUGUAAAGAAGCAGACAAAGGUGUUAUUUCAGGUCUAAAUGGGGUACAAAAGGUCAGAUCAGUAAAAUAUGCAGUUUGUUUCCUUGUUCCUACUUGUUAUGUCUCGCUUAUAUUAAGUGUCUUUUCCCUUGGGCAGUUGUGUGGGCUGAGCAGAGAGUGAAUGAAAGUCGAUUAAGAGUUGCUAACAGCCUAACACAAUUACUCGCUGCUGUCUGGAGUGCUCCUUGCAUUAUUUACACCCCAAAAUAAAGAGACACAGGCAUGAAUUGUGCAUGUGAUUUCCUGGGAUUACACCCACUCCUGCUGAUGUGAGCAGACAUGUUGACACAAGCAGCGAUCCGGCUCCUUAAACCCCGCUGUUGGGGGUGAAAUUGAUCUGGCUUGUGCUGUGCGACAUUUGUGGGUUUAGUCAUGUGUGCUCAUGUGCCUGUGUGUUCAUAUAUGGAGGAAAAGUGGGGCACGUGCAGAAUCAGAGGGUUUAUUUUCUGUAGGAGAGGCCCAGAUGGUGAAAUCGAAGCUGCAGUGGGAGAGUUCCUUGAAUGCAGCAGGCAGAUAGACGGCAUCAGCUGCCUGCUUGAAGGCUCGCCCACUGUGCCUCACUUAAACCUGUCAUUAUGAUUAUGCAACAGAUGUCUCUCUUGUUUACAUGUUGUGAUGUGUCAUUGCUGUUCUGUUGGAUUAAGAAUAAGAGUCAAAAUAAGUCGAAGAGCUAGGCUAGCAAAUCUGUUAAGCUGUACCCUGGUAGAGCAGUAACGCAACUAAAACAACAGAGCACACUCCCAGUGCUGACAAACUGAUGUCCCAAAGAGGGGUGUUAGCAUGCACGUUUUUAGUGAUAUACAAUGAUUCUGUGCAUUUAUUGUUGCAAAAGUUAUGGUUCAACAGUUUAUUUUUAUUUUACUUUAUUUUUUUAGAUGUGCUGCUUGUCUCGUUUUCAGGAUUGUCCUUGCAUCCUGUUAAUGUGGAUACAAUAUCUGAGGAAAGAAAUUUCUAAAACUUUGGCACAAAUGUCAAAUUGAUGCAAGGAGGAACUUUUUCUUUAAAACUCUGGGUCAGAGAGAUCAAAAAGUAAUAAUAAUCUGACAAUUCAGCUGAUUUUAUGGUAAGAAAACAGUCAAAAUUGUCCUUUAUUUAAUGCAGAUCACAACAAACAAUGUGUUUUGCAGAGCUAGCAUCACAUGCCUUCAGUUCUCCUUUAGCUGAACAAAUAGAUGCCUGUUCUGUCAAAGCAUUACUCCCGUUAUGAAGUUAUACAUCAGUUUGAUCAGAUACAAACAACAAACGGGCAUUUUCUAGAUUAAAAAACUGACAAAUAGUGCACUGCUACAAGAUACAAUCUUUCACUCGCUCCUUUUUAUUUCCAGAUUGCAUUAUAGCAAUAUGACAAAAGUCAUAAACCAGAGCUAUAGCCCUGGUUAGUACGGGUGAUUGCGCUACAACUCAGACACAACAUAUGACUGGCAUUAUAGGCUUACGCUCAGAGUAUUAGAAAUUCAUUUAACCAAGAAUGUGUGCAAACUAGCAAAGCGUUUUGUCAGCCAAAUGCAAACAUCCCUAAUUUGUACCUAUCAAAUGUUACAACAUCCUUAAAAAACUCAAUUUUCAGCCGUUAACCCGCCUCUAUCCUUGUUAACAUGAGAGGUUUAAUAAUCGUUUCAGUUGUAUUUGUAAAGACCAAGAAAUAUGACAAUAAAGAUCUCAUAACUUUAAGGAUUUCCAAAGUUGUAAAAGUUUAUCCAAGAGGAAACUCACACGAACUUUAUAACCAUCCAGCCAAUUAUUUUCCUCUCUCAUUAUAACGAGAGAUGACAUUAUUAGGUGCUCGAGGAAAAGUCAAGACUUUCAGUCCAUCAAAAGUUGUUGCAUUUUUUUCCGUUUAGUCUGAAGUGGCUGACUGACAGCUCUUCAUAACUGGCCCCAGAGUUCGCAGCUUCCCCGGCUGUCAAAAAGAUGAUAAAUGCUUGUCCUACUGUGGCCCACAAGCAAGAAAAACAGGCACUUCCAUACCGUACAGGCUGAGUGUGAUUAAGUAUCAGUGUGCUGUGUGUGUGUAUCAGCAGCACAGUUGCAAUAAAACGACUGUACAAACAGUCAAAGAUUUUGCUCCUGUACGUGCGCAUACACACAGAUACACACAUGAGAAGCUGGCGGGGGCUUUCCAGUGUUUACGCCAGGGGAAGAGCAGAAACGCAGCAAUAAGCGCUGAUGCAGCAGGAAUCCUUUUAUACACUUAGAUCUCAGCUGGAGGAAAAGCUCAGACUCGGAUCAGUCCCCCACAUGAGCAACAUAAUGUCUGUAAUCUCCUCACAGUGAGGAGCUGCAAGUGUCUGAUUGGACAAAAGGCUGAGGAUCGAUCAAAUAAAUUUUUCUCCUGACAACAACAACAACAACAACAAAAAAACAGGCGGCCAACCGAGUCUAUUUGAUUUUAGUUUUUUAUCUGAGCAGCGUGAAUGUGUGCUGCCUCAAAGCUGUUUGAGAGAAGAUAAUAGUUUUCAAGCAAAGAUGCCCCAGGAACUCUUACUUUUUGUAUUAACUGCAAGCUUGUGUGUUGCACACAAAAACUAAAGUGAAUUGCUGGUAUUAGAACCUGCUCUUAACCAUUACUGUAUUAUCGUGAGUAACACCUUUGAGAAAUUCCUGUGAACUCAUGACUACGGUUUGAAAUGUCAAAUGGCUUUAGGCUCUUAGUAAACCACUGACAUCUGGAAGGUUUGACUUUAAGACAGUUUUACAUUUUUGGGCUCUCUGGCAGUCAUUUUCUCUAUCACUCAGUCAAGGUAUACGGUCAGUUAGGUGUUUAAAUUUGUGAAAAAGCAGGUGAUAGUAAGCAAGAUCAUUUCUUUUACUUAAUAUAACUUAAAAUUCAAAACAGAUGUAAGACAUCUCCAGUAGCUGCCAUGUUUUCACUUUGCAGAAAUCAGUUUAAGUGUAAGUUCUGAGUUCUGGCAGCAACUCUGCAACACAGAAUCUUUUUUAUUGAGCUCAUUGAAGGUUUCCUUGCGCCUGAUUCAACAAGACGCCUGGGAUAGUAUGUCCCCCAAUCUAUAACACCAAUUACAACCAGGCUGUCAUUUAGCUACCGUAGGUCACUAUGCUGGUGGACAACUAGGAAGCACAUGGGACUGGUACAUCAGGCCUUGAGCUGAGGAAAUGAACGAUCAAUUAGUUUACUUGUCAACCAAAAUGUUGAUGUGUCCAACAAAGCAGAACUGGUGUGUCCGUAUCUGUUCAGUUAGUGGAUUUAUCCAGCAUGUUUUCAAGUUCAUAUCGACACCACUAGCUGUUUGUCUCCAAGGACGGGCUGAAAAAUAACCCCACAUGAUACAUUUUCAACAUGAUUCAAUUUUCUUUCUAGUCGUAAUUUCAAUUUUCCAGCAUUGCUACACCGGCUAAACCAAUAAAAGCCUCCUGGUGGCUCCUGCCACUUUCGUCCCUUGCUGUCAUUGUUAUUAUCAUGAUGUGUUGAAUCAUUAGUGGAUCACAGAGACAUUCUGAGGUUUGCUGGCUUGCUGCGCCAACAUGCCUGAAUGGGCUCCAGUUUUCCCACUGUCUUCUUUCACAUGAAGCUGAAAUGUCCUAAGCUGAGAUUAAAUGUGAAUAUUUAUAACCCAAGGGCACCCUUAACUGUCUUUUAAAUAAUUCAUUGCUUCACUCUGUUUAUAUUCCUUCUCUCCUUUUUCCUCCUCUGCCUGUGCUUACAGCGGCUUCUCUGACAAUCUGAUUCAAGACAUCAUCUGCAGUUAUCUGGUUUUACCCAACCGAAUCACCAUCCCACUGGUCGGGGACAUCGAACUGGCCAACCUACGCUUCCCUAUGCCAAAGGUAUCAGUCAAAUCUGGAAAUACAGUCAAGCAUGGCGAGGUUUGAUAAACCCCCUUUUGUAGUUGUUUGAUCAUGAGCUGACUGCCUCACGACGGAGUUCAGGGUUCAUGUGUUUUUGCAAUUCUCUGUGUAGUAAUAUACGGCAGCUGUUAGGGUUUUGAAGGUAACUCAGAGAUUGAAAAUACAAUGAAACAAAAACAGCCAAAGAAACAAAAAAGUAUCUCAAGGCUUGGUGAACCGUAUCCAUGGCAACAAGGUAAACACUGCAGUGCAAGCAGCAUAUGUUUAAAGUGGAUGUUAGUUUGUGAUCAUCAAAAGAUUGUGUUGCUGUUCUCAUUCGCAACCAACUCUGCCAAUCUGACUUUAACCUUCACAACAUAACAGAUCAUGAGUUUAUUUUCAGUGUGAUACUAGAGUCAACAACUGUCAUAAAAAUACAACAUAUUUUAAAUAUUUAGAUGCUGCCUCACCUGAAUUAUAGGUAUCAGGUUUUUUUUUUUGCAUUGCCUCGUGAAACCCAGUAGGUGAUGUCAGUUCUCAUCAACUCUGACUCCAGCGUGGCCUGGAAGUGUCAGAGGAAGCUAUUUCAGAUCCGCCCCCCUUAACGCUGAGCUCUGCAUGUCUCCGCAGGGAGUCCUGAGGAUUCACUUUUUGGAGGCUCAGGAUCUUGAAGGGAAGGAUAAGUUUCUUGGGGGGCUGAUCAAGGGCAAGUCAGACCCCUAUGGCAUCCUGCAGAUCGGCAACCAGCUGUUCCAGAGCAAGACUGUCAAAGAGAGCCUCCACCCUAAAUGGAACGAGGUUUAUGAGGUAGAGUUUUGUCAUGAACUUUUUCGCUUUUCUCUUAACAUGCCUGCUUAAACAUUUAUCAUUAAGUCCUGGUUUUAACAGGCGCUGGUGUACGAGCAGUCAGGUCAGCAUCUGGAGAUUGAGCUGUUUGACGAAGAUCCAGACAAAGACGACUUCCUGGGAAGGUGAAUUGCUUUUAUUCCCUGCAAAUGCUGUAAUCGUAUCAAACAAGGUCUGCUGCUACUUAGAAAUGUGAUGAUGCAAGAAGAAGACUUUGUUUUAAUUGGCCAGCUGCUAGCGUCUAAAAGAGGUGUUAGAUCUGUUGUGGCUUUAAAUUGUAAGUUCUAAACACAAUGUAGGGACCGAGGGGGAAAGAGAUGUUGUAAGUACUUGUACUUGAUAGUCGACAUCAGUUAAAGUAAAAAGAGGAGUUAUCUCACAGCUCCAAGCCCAAGGGCAAAGUCAAUUGAUUUUGCUUAAAGGCUGUAACAGUACACCUAACGCUGACAAUACAGAGCAGCCAAUCGAUUGCUGGACCCCCUUUGCUCAGAUUAAUUGCUGUGAUUUGUCUGCUUACUGUUUGCCGUUACAGUCUGAAUUAUCAUUUAUCAUUAUUCACAGCCUGAUGAUCGAUAUGAUGGAGCUGCACAAAGAACAGAAAGUUGACGAGGUAAAUCUGAAUAUCUGCCGACACAUUAUAAUCAAUAUCAUCCCAGAUUGAGUUCAAUUUUCUCACUUCUUAAAGGAACUACUUUGGGACAAAAAAAACGCUCUCUUGCUUUCUUGAGGAGGUUCAAAUGAGGACACUGAUACCUGUGUGUGUGCCAGCAGUACCACAACCAGCAGCUGGCUAGCUUAGCAUAGCAUAAUAAGUCUAAAUGGAGGGCAGCUAGCCUGAGUCUGUCAGACUGUGAUGAAUUUUUCCUGCCAGCAUCUGCAGUAGCUCAACAAUAGCCCAUCCCAGUUGGUUUGCCUGACUUAUAGUUGCAUAGCUUUCCAAAGGGAUCCCAUCACAACCCAGAGAGCGCAGCCACCUUUAAAAGACAAAGGCUCUGUCUAUACGAGCAAUACACUAUACUCUACCACACAGCCCCUAAUAGCUCCAACACCUGUACAUGAAACUAGAUGGGCAGCAGCAGCCAAGACAUCAAUUUUGCACCUUUCUUCACUGUUUUUUCGGGGGGGGGCAUUUUGGCAUGGAAGGACUGAAAUUGACAACAUCCCUGGAAAGCUUAAUCCGCAGCUCCGCUCUCCUGGAACCACCACCUCUCUGCUUGUUCACAUGAGAAAAUACAAAAAUGAGAAAUAUAGAAAAAGUUAUGUUAGAAAGAGGAAAAAGAGAGCAGAACCAGGGCAAGAGGCAUUUUAGGCUAGAGCUCACCCCGGCCAGAACAAUUUGUACACUCUACCUCCUCUACUCUUGGAGAAAAGAGAAAGAAAACAGGAGAGGAGUCUGUAGAGAGAUACCGAGGUGAGAACCUUGUCUCAGCUGGAACAUAUUCUUCUACACUCCACCUCCACUACGCCUAAAUUUUCAUUAAGGAAGAAGAAAAAUAAGAUAAAUGUUUUUCUCUCCUUUAUUUGACUUUCCUCAAGAGAGCAUACGCAUGUUUUGCAAAUUAUUGGGCUAUUCCUCAAAACAUAAUAUCUUCUGUACUCUAUGAAACAGUCCUUACAGGUUUGUGAAGUCAUUUAAGCCAGUUGUUACAAAAAUCAAUAGUACUAAUUCUAAACUCAGUGAACUAAACUUUAUAAUUCAACUUGUUCUGUAACCUUUACAGUGGUUUGACCUGGAGGAAACCUCCACUGGGAAGCUCCACUUGAAAUUGGAAUGGCUAUCUCUGCUCUCCACACCUGAAAAGUUGGACCAGGUACAACAGUAAAGAAACAUUUUCCAUGCUCUUGCAGAGUAAACCUGCUUGUCACUGUUUCUGUAAUUACUGCUGCAAGUGAAGAUAGUAUGCAUAUUUUUUAUCCAUCUUUAUGUUGGCAAAAUUUUCAUUUUCUCUCCUGUUCUGUCAGGUGCUGCGAAGUGUUCGUGCAGACAGAAGCCUGGCCAAUGACGGCUUAUCGUCAGCACUGUUUGUGGUCUAUCUGGACUCGGCGAAGAACCUGCCAGUAAGAUGCUGCAACAUUCGCCUGACUUUGAUGCUACUAGUGCUCUUGUUCUGAUGCUAUAGCCUUGACCAUGUUAUAGCAUUAGGCUUAUACAGACUUGUGUCUCUCCACCAAAACACACACACCACACCACCCUCGGCAACACUCUGAACCAGUUUUGUCAGAAAUGAAGCACACCUAUUUGAGUAAGGAUUAUGGUCAGUGUACUGCGAUGUGUUACUUUCCUUUAUGUUUCAUGCUUUGUGACACAUGAGUCACCUUAUUAGCUUGCUUUCCAGGGUCCUAACAAUGUUAUCUCUGCUGCACCAUGACCUUAAGGUGACUCUACACAGCUCAGCAGUUUGUUUUAUUCCCUUCUUCAUUUAUUAAGCAUCUUCAAACCAACCAUAAAACAGCGACUGGAUGUGUUAUAGGUCCGAACAAGAGUCAUUACUGUUCAGGGAUGUAGUCUUAUAUCAUGAUUUUGUAGCUGUUGUCAAGUGAGGACCUUGAGCUGCUUCAGCCUCUGUUUUCCUGGAGCCUUAUACUUUUUUAAUUUGAUCUAAUUUACUUCCAGUGUGUUCAAACACUGACUUUAACUUGUAAAGAGGCUGCAAAGAAAAUAAAUACUUCAGUUUUAUUUGAAAGGCCAACACGGCUUUUCAUCAUCUCUUACAAAGUAUCACUGUUGAAGCCAUCUCAGCUCUCAUAACUCUUCUCCAUCUCUUUCUCUUUACUCUCUUUCCUCUUCAACCCAAGAGCGUCUUCACAGGCAGCUUAGGCUGCGGGAACUUAAGUGAAAGACGAGCAUCUGGGCUAGUCUUUUGUGAGAGCAAUACAUCAGAGUAUAGAACAAUAUGUGUGAGUCUCUUGGCGCCCUUGCAUCCUGAUAGUGUUAGCGUUAGCAGUGUGCGAUGGUGUGGCGUUGAACGGUAACAGGAGUCUUUGAAAAACCUGCAUCUCAAAGCAUGUGUGUUAGCUGCUGCACGGUGUUAUUGUAAUGUAAAAAAUUACCCAGAGUGCCUAUAACCAAUAACAUGGGGCAGACUCUGCUAUCUCUGCUUGUUAGUUAGAUACAUAUUCAGCUAAAUUAGGUGCUUAGGUCAAUAAUGAAGUAUAAACCCCGGUACAAAGAGUACACUAGCAGAGCGCAUAAUGAUCCCUGCCUAUGUUAGUGAACCAUGGAUGUGUAGCUGUGCAGUUUCUGAACCCCUGUAGCUUGUUAAAAAAAGUGGCACAAUGUUUCAAAGUAGUUUUCCUGACUCUUCCCUGAAGGUAUCACCCUCAUUAUCUUGACUGUGUUUUCAUUGUUAGCCCUCUGCAGGCUCCAAACUAUCAGCCUCCAUUGCUGCUUCCUAUUCAUUAUAACUGGUAUCAUUCAUGUUUCAGCUCUUAUUUAAACAUAUUUUUUCAGGGGUUUUUCUCAUGCCUCUUUUGCCAUCCUCUACCACUCCCCUCCUACUAACUGUGGGUGUGAUUUUCUCCCCCAAAUCUCCUUGUGGCUUAAAGAGCAACCUGUCAGAUUUCACCUAUGACGGGUUGAAGCAAGUCUCAGUCUUUAAGGCCCUGAAGGUAAUGUGGGAAAAAUGGACUGCAUGUUCAGAUCACACACCCUGUGUCCCAUCUGUGCCCCCUUCAAGUGCACCAUCCAGCGUCAUGUUACCGUGAUGAUCUCAAACAAUCAGAUUGAAUUGUCUCAAAGUGCAUGAGGAUGGAUGAUUGCAUUGUCUGUUUGGUGCUUUCUGUAUGCUUGUGUGUGCACCUCUUUUUCUGUAAUGGUAAUGGUCCCUGGUUUUCCACCCUCUCUAACUCAUGUGAUCCUGCAUGCUUUGGUGUAAUACUGUACUUUGAUUGUUUCUGAGAAAGAGGCAGAGCUGUCUUUAAUCUUUGUGGUUAAAACUGUGUCCUCUUUUGCAGCAUUUAUACUAAAAAUGAAUCUUUAUCUCUCAUUCCUGCCUAAGUGCCCUAUUAUUCACUUGUUUAUUGUUUAAUUUAGACUUAACCAAAUGCUUUUAAACACAAAGCUGCAAGGAGACCCGACCUGUUUAAGUUGAUAACUAGGGCACAUAGAACGAAUAGUAUAGAGCAGGAACUCUUUCUCGUCAGGCCAGUAGUUCUGCAUUUUCCAUUUGCCUGUAAAAUGAAUGGUACUGUGUCAUGCAGUAGAAAGUAACAAGACAGAUAAACAUGAUAUAUGAACACAAUAGAAACUAUGCAUUUUUCUCCACAGGGCCUGUUAACCAGGUCCCACAACAAUGAAGUUUAACAUGUUUCAUAGCCAGAAAAUAGCAGAUAACGGCCAGGUUUUAUGAGUGUAUUCAUGACUCAGUUUAAAGUCUGUGCAGUUUCUGUUGGAACAAGUGGUUUUCUGCUGCAUAUCCUUUUCCCAGCAAGUUUCAGACCUUCCUUUGUAACACACACACACACAGUGGCACUCCCUCAGUGUCACUUUCAUUAGCCAGUACAGUGCUGGAAACUGGAGCCCAGAUAUUAUCUGGCUGGCUCUCCAAAACUCACUUUUUGUCAUUCUGACUGCAGUGCCUCUGCUGUCUGGCCAGCCCUCCUUUAUUUAAUUUUCUAAUUAGCCUGUGAUAGAGAGAUGUUUUGGAGUCUAAAAUGCUACUUUUUCAUCUAACGUCAUUUGAUUUAACAAGAUUAUAAUAUUCAUAGGAGAAGAUGUGUCUCUCACUUUAAACUUUUGUAAAAAAACACGGAAAAAAAAAAAAAAAGAACUGGUUGAACAGCACUCUAGACAAACUAUGCUGAAUACUUUGAAAGCUUGCCCCAAGCCACCAGGAAACAAGAUGUAAUGAAAAUGGCCUCUUAUGCUCACCAAAGUGACAAGUGCAUGCAUGUAGUAUUGAAAACCAGCUGAGUCUGUUGUUACGCCCCACCAGAAGGCAGCCCCAUGGGGUUCACAACUAUUCACACGCAGACCUAUUAAAAGCAACAGAAAACACCUUCAAAUCUUCAACACGGGAUUUGUCAUUAAAAAGCGACACAGAAUUAGAUAAUUACCGAAGAUUAACUAAAGAACAAAUCAAGAAGUCAACUAAAACAUAAGAAUCCCCUGAAUGAGCGGCUACAGGGCAGCAGUCACCCCCGUCAAAUGCCUCUCUUUCCUGCAGGCAGCUCUGGGACUUUAAACUCUCAGGGCAAGGUGAGGCUGAUUCUCAAUCAGUGACUUUUUUGGACAGAGCUGAAGGAGACAAAAGGCAAAAAAAGACCAACAGGAAAUAUACAGCUGUAACGCUGCCUAAAAGUGAGCUUUGUUAAAUUAUAAGAUACUGGCAUUGCUCAAAAUGCCAGAACAACACCCCCACAUAACAGCAGGUACUUUUCCUUGACAAAAAAUAUGAAUCCUUACACUCUUGAUUCAAGUAGAUAUAAACUCCACAAGGUAACUGCAUUUUAACUUAAAAGAGUGCUGAGAAGCAGUAGGUCUGAAGAUCUGUCAAAACAGGAGAUAUUAGGAUACAGUAGUAGAGUCCAGAGCACUGCCAUGCUUAUACUAAGCGAUCCAUGCAGUGUUUUUAAAAAAUGACUCAAUAUGCAAAAAAGUAAUUUAGUAUGCUUUUAAACACCCUCUGAGCAUUAUGGGUGUAUUAACAAGAUUUUUUUUUUUGGACUCCAUAAACAUAAGUAAGAUAAAAGUCGAGUAAAAUAACAGGAAACAAAACAACGUUUUAGGUAAAUGAAGCACUAAAAUGCAAUUAAAUCUUUAAUUUGCUCAUUUCUUGUACUUUCUUUGCAACUGCGUACCAAAGAACAACUGAAGCUUGAUGAAAUGCUUUUUAAUCUUUAGUGCUCGGUUUUAUCUUGAUUCAAGUUGUGGUGUAUAAUUAUCAAAGUUUUGUACUGUGCUAAUGAACUGGCUUUUACAAUAGAGUUGAGCCUAAUUAUAAUGCUGCUUUGAAAUCCAAGCACAAUCCUCUUGAGAAGCUACGAAUAAGAAGCAAGUUAAGAUACUCCGCCCCUGGCUUUAAGAUAUGUGGGGUAUUAUUAUUCUGUAAGGAGUACUGAAUAAUACGCAGCUGUCAAAGCAAGCAUGCUUAAGUAAAAAGCAGAGGAGACAAAGCUUUGUGGUCUCCUUGGUAGCUUGUCUGCCUGCAGCCCUGCUUGUGCUGUCUCAUAAUACCCCUCUGAGCUGCGGACUCUUUCAGCAUUGUGUUCUGGUUACCAAGUAUUAAGAAGCUAAUAUUUGUUGUGUUCAUGCUUUCUGUUACCGAUGCCACACAGUGAAUACCUUUCUUUUCUGAUUCUCCAAUAGUCUGCAAAGAAGAGUAGCAGCGAGCCGAGUCCUUAUGUCCAGAUGACUGUUGGACACAAAACACUCGAGAGUAAGGUGAGUCAUUCGAAUAGGCAUCCAUUAGUAUAAUUAUAUUUCAGAUUUCAUCCUUGGCUCUGAGUGUGAUACAUUUAUUUGUGGUAAAAGGCUAUGCCUUGCACCACAAAUUUAGACUAAAAAUAUAUUUCCCAUUUUAAAGUGCUGUUUAAAGCAGAGAUUGAACACAGCAGUUAUUUGUAUCUGAAUACGUCUCCCAUUCUUACACAUAAAAAGGUAUUGAAUUCUCACAGGCAGUACAUCUCAUUCUUUAAAUGCCUCCCUCAAGGGCUUUCUAUAACAGCAUGUUCUCCUCUGACUGGAACUCACAGGGAGAGGGGGGGGAAUGGUUGUAAGAGAAAAUAAAAUCAUGUAUCAUAACUGCCAACAAACCUGUAAGUGUGGACUAAAAGCUUUUGUACUGACAUUAAGUGUGUUUCCAAGCUGUAUCUCAUAGGAAAUUUCUGGGUAAAGUCCAGAAGGGAAUUGUUUAAAGGUAGAAGAAUCAUUUAAAUGGACAAAGAUAUGGUUCUUCGCUGUGCAACAGAGCUGGAUAAUGGGUGAAAUGGAGAAGGUUUCCACCAUUGACCAUUGACAGCAUGCCUCUAUCUCCUCACAUUAAAAAGAUUAAGCCAAAGCUGAGGCCAUGCGAUUGAAGUAUCCUCUUGAUUGACUCAGUACAUUUAACUUAAUCAAGAAAUGUCAACAAUCCCUCAAGUCGAUACUGUACACAGCAGGGCAGAUUCUUGUGUAGAUUGAAGACGCUCACAACUAUAGAAAGAUCACAGACUCUUGUGUGUUAAGAAUGCCGAAGGAGCCGCCUUUGCCAUGUAAAGGUGUCAAUCAUGACAUCAGGUCCUCUUUUUUCAGCCUCAAAAAAUAACUAAAGCUAAACUCUUCAUGUAAAAGAACACUUGCAUGAAAUUUAGUAUCACUAGAACUAACCAUCAAGACUGAAAAGCAUAUUAAGGGAAAAUUAACAUGGCCUGUAUUUGAAUUUUUUAGUUUGGUACAUGUGCCAUCUGUCAACAUGGAGGAGGUGGGCUUCUUGAUUUGUACAGCAGCCAAUCGCCAAGGAAGACCUCUGUUUCAUACAGUCUUUUACUACAAACUGUUGUUAGUUGAAGCCUUCUCUAUUCUGCAAAGUGUGCAGACUUAUCUGUAUCAGGACACCAGUGGUCUAGCCGUCCAAGUGCCCCAUACAUAGAGGUUACAGUCCUUGUUGCAGCAUCUGCUGGUUCUAUUCUCGCCAUAACCCUUUGAUGCAUGUCAUCCCCCUUCUCUAAUCUCCACUUUUACCAUCUCUCUUUAGCUAUUCUGUCUUAUGAAGGCAAAAUCGCUUAAAAUUAUAACCCUCCUGCUGUAAAUGUUUGGGCUUCACUUUUGGGGAACUGCUGUGCCGUCCAUUUUUAUAUAUACCAUAGUUUUAACAUGAAUUGAAUUGACAGCACUUCUGACUUCAAACUGAACGAUAAUACACGCACCACAAGAGUUAAGUAGUGAAAGUGUUGUUUUUAAGGUCUUUCACCAUCAUUUCAUGCCUUUCUACCCCUUAUCAUUAAACCUCUGCUCUGGUUAAAGCUGGGCGGGGUUGUGCUUUAAAGUAAGUGGUGUCAUCAAUAAGCGAAGGAUAUCAUUAAAGUGUUUAUAAGUCGGGGUGGCCUUCUCCUGCAGGCAGUUUUUAUUUGCACUGUUAGACUUGUCUUUAAAUAACAACCUUAAGAAAAUCUAAUGUCACAGCUCAGAGUUUGGAUGCUUGUUAUUUCCCAUGUGUCUGCUCUUCCUUCCUAAUGCGGCAUUUUUCCCUCCUCUUCAACUGCCUGCCCCGCCAUCAUUAGUUUCACCUUUUCAACAGUCUGAGUCUUCCCACACAAAUAUUAAACACUUUCUUUGUCGGUUCCUCAGCAUAAAGAUGUUUUUUAAGGCUUCUUGCCAGAACAUUGUGUGAGUUUCUAUUACCUGCCUGUUUUGAUCCAGUCCCUGAACUUGCUUUAUUUCCUGCCUGUCAUAUCCGUACUCGGUAAGCCUUUUUGUUUGGCCAUUAGAUGUCCUGCAUUAUUGCAUCUACUUGAGCUCUUGCUCACAGUGUCUGCAUUUGAGCACAGUUUCACUGUCUCCAGUGUUUUGUGACACCCAAGAAUGUGGCUCAAAUUUCUCUCCCUCUGAGAAAUAAUGUCUUUUCAGUGAGUCUGUGAUAUCAGAAGGCUCAAUAAGGCUGUCUCUGUAGGAAGGAGGCCUGAGAGGUGCACAGAGAGGAAUAUUUAACAGGGCACUACUGUCAAUUCAAUUCAAUUCAGCUUUAUUUAUAUGGUGCUUUUCGUACAUAAGGAAAUGCAAUUCAAAGUGCCUCACAGAGGCUAAAAACAACAAUGAACACAAAAACCCAACCCUUCCACCCACACAUACAUUGUCAUUUCAUUCUUUAAGGAAUUGAGCCCAAGUGCUUAACUUAUGCAAGCUUUUCUUAAAGUUGUACCAAUUCAACAACCCAUGAGUUUCCUGUGUAAAAAAAUCAAAAUUGACAAGCAGAUCUUGGGAGUACAAAGUCUUGUAUGUUUUAUACCUAAUUUCAGGACCAGAAAUUCCCCGCUCUGAAUCAGUUGUAAGUGUUCAUUUGUACUUACAAUCCAAGUUACAGUAAGCAGAUAAUCCUGUCUGCUGGGAAAAUAGAUUAUGAUGUGUCGAGUUUUAGGUGAUAUCAGAUUGCAGUGAGGCGCACCAUCCUGGAAGGCAUUUUACCAAAUAAGAUGAAGUAAAACCGGUUUGCCUCAGUCUGACUUUUAGCAAACAUCAAGCAUCCUGAUCUGGACUGGGGUCAGGUGAUUGUUGUAACCAGUCAGCUAUGUUGUAGAAUCUACUACAUCAGCCUUUCUUCAGAUACUGUUUUGUCCAACUAAAGGAAAAUACUCAUUAAAAAUCCUUUUUUGUACACCGAGCCAAAACUAAUUCAGAGACCACACCAUCUCCUCCGCUCUUUAUUAAUGGAAAGCGAUAUUGGAUGGAAACUGACUAAUUGACAAAUCGAAUUGUACAUUAUUAAAACUGACAGAGCUUGAAAAGAUUUGUAGUGGAGAUUGUUAUUGGGUACAACUGCUGGAAUGAAACAAGUGAAAUGAUAUUGAAUGAGAGGAAGCAAAUACUUUAAAGCAAGCAUAACAAUAAAAACUCAAAUAGUAGUGCCAGAAAGUGGCAGGACAAAAAUUAGGUUUGGAUAAAAAGUGACUUGAUGGUUGGUGAUUCGAUCCCAGCUCCAGCAGUCUACAUACUGAGGUGUCCUUGGGCAGAUUACUGCGCCCCAAGCUGCCUGCAGUGGCACAGCCAGCAGCACAAGAACAUGUAAAAGUGAUUAGUUAAUACUGAUGGGCACUUUACUAAGAAGCCUCUGCUGUCAGUGUGUGAAUGUAGAGUGAAAGGGUGAAAGAGACGUGACGUAAAAGCUCUUGAGUGGUUAAAAGACUAGAGAAAGAGCUUUACAAAUCAAGUCCAUUUAUCAUUAAUUGUGAGGUUAGAGCAGGGAGAAGAAAAAUGCAGGAAAUACAGAAAGAAAGUUGGAAAUAAGAUGAGAAGAAUAAAAAAAACAGUCCAUAAGCAACUCCUGUGAAAAUCAUCUGCUCUCCUCUGAAUGCUCUCAAAUCUAUUAUGUUAUAAGUAAAAAUAAAAUAAAAUAUCCUACAUGUAAAGAGAAAAAAAAUAUGAAAACCUGACAUUUAAAAAAAAAUCAUUACAUGCCUGGAGUGUUUUUUAUAUUAUGACUGAAACAUUCAUUUGUGAUUGAACAAAACUCAUAAUUUAUAGAUUUCUCCAUGAAUUGUGUUCUCAAUUAGCUGCACUCGAUCGUCUUUUAAUUAACGAUUGAUUUUCUGUACACGUAUAAAGAUCCGGUACAAGACCAAGGAGCCUCUGUGGGAAGAUUGCUUCUCAUUCCUUGUUCAUAACCCCAGGAGGCAGGAGCUGGAGGUGGAGGUAAUGCAGCAUACAUUCUCACUAAUGAUGUGGGGGUUUUUUUUGGAUCAUGCACCAAAUGAUUAAAGCCGCUGACUCACCUUUAAGCCACGGAUCUUCCUCCUCUCUUAUGCACAGGUGAAAGAUGACAAGCACAAAUGCACCUUGGGAAAUUUGACGGUACCUUUGAGCAGCCUGUUGGCGGAGGAGGACAUGACGCUGAAUCAGUGCUUUCCUCUCAGGAACUCCGGACCCAGCUCCACCAUCAAGCUCAAGAUGGCCCUGAGGGUAAAAUACGGACUUCAUCACUCCUCAUUGAACUUGUAUGCAAAAGUGAUGUAGGUUUUUUCAUUACAGGUAACGGACAAAUCUUUAAGAUGUGCUGAUUCAAGCAAAGUUGCUGAUUGAAUCUUUAAAAGUACUUAGGAACACAGAUGUUGAAGCUAAAUAAAUAUUGCAGUCUUGGCAGUAAAAUGUUAAUUAUUAACUCUGUUCCCCAAAGUCUUUAUGUUUUAUGCUCUUAGUUUAAGGCUAAUUUCACUCCUGGCUAAGCUCCACUGCCUUAAGCAGCUUUUGUCAUAAACUAAGCUGGCUGCAUACAGGUGAAAAGUCCUGAUAAAAGUUGCUAUUUGUGUUUCCAGCCAAUAUUUAUUGACAAAGGGUGUGGUGCAGAGUAAAAGAGGGCACCGUUAAGUGGCGCAGAAUCUUGACGUGGUGAGGCACAGGGCACAUAGAGGUUAGAUUAUAUCCUUUUUAUGAUCCAUAGUUGUGGUUUGGGUGUAACAAUGAAUCAAACAAAUCAGUGCGUCUGCCUCCAUUCCCUUUAAGGACUAAGUGCUCCUGCAGAGAGAUGAUUGAUUUACAUAGCAAAUUUCAGUCCUUCCACUCAAACAGACCUGGCCGGAGAUGACAGAUUUCACUUCUCUCCUGCAAUAGUACCACUUAAAAAAACCACAGGUCACGGUAUGAGUUAUUUCAAAGCACUGAGGAACCGAUCAGAGACUCGACAAACAAAAAAAGUGGUGCACAUUUUCAGUGAUUUAAAAUUCGAGACAAUAUUGGCAAAGUCUAAUGGUGACUAAUGCCUCGUCUACCUAACACCAAAGAAAGUUAGGGGCUGAUAUUUACUUAUUUUUGCUGCUGGAUCACGUUGAUGGGAUUUGUAGUUUGUGCAUAAAGGAGUGUUCAGUCUUUGUAAAGAUCUGGAAGCACCUUAGUCAGUGGCACCAAGAUUAAAGUAUAGAGACUGUAGAAAAAUACUGCUUAGCUGUGCGUGAGCGUGUGUGUGUGUUUCUGGUUCAUUAUCUGUGCUUGUGUUUUUUCUCCUGUGCUCCUGUGGUCCCCUCAAGUUGCUCCUCACUUCUCUAGUGUUUUUGGCUUUGUGUUUUUUUAUUAAUUGGAUUUUUGGUUGGACCUAAAAAGUUUGUUUUUUAUGCCUUUUUCUGAAGUUGUAUUCGAUAAAUAUUUCACUUGAGUCUGCAUUUCAGGUCCUUUUCUCUGUGUAAGUGUUUAUUCUGUGACAGCAGGUGUGUGGAUAGAGAGCAGUGAGCGUUUCUUCUGUUUUCCUGAGGUCGACACCAUGCCAGCAGCAGUUUCAUAAUGAAUCUUGAGGAGGGGAAAAAUACUUACAUCUCAGCCCUAUGUCUCAAAAAAUAACUGAAUUUCACUUUACCAGCCAAAGUACAUAUAUUUAUUUAUGAAUAGGAGCACUGCUGUGUGUAAAAAUAACAGAACUCUCAUGCCUAUCUCACCCUGUCACGAAUGCAUCCUCUAAAUAGCAGGAUACUACCCUACCGCUGACUGUAGACUCUUAACCAGGUCUUGUUGGUCUAAGGCACAGACGCUAUUUGCAUCUACAAGACAGCAAUGCACCACCUCUGCAUCUGACACCACCUCAUUUGAAGACCAACACAGCUUCAGGCGCUGCUGCAAUUUACCUGCUAUUUACACAGUGAGGGUUCUGGGCGUCAAACUGAUGAGUGCAUCAGGUGGAAAAUAACAAUGACACUUGCACACGAGAACACUUUGUGACAGGUGUACAAUAGGGCCUAAUGUCUUCUAAAGUCUGUCGAUUCCUGAAGAACCCCCAGCCUUACCACACAACUCAAAAGUUCAAUCAUUUCAUUACGGUGCUCUGAAAUCUCAUGACGCCUAAGAAAUAUUGACGUCCUGUGCAGCACAAGAUAUAGUAUAGAGUAAAUUGCUUUUGCCUUCAUGCUACUGGAUCAGAGUGUGUCAUUUUAUAUUGAAUCAUCACAGCUGAUCAAAUGAGGAUGAUUCCAGCCCUAUAAAAAUAUUGACCCGCGCUUAACUAGCUCUCCUGUAUUGGAUCACAACCAACAUAUCAAGAUUUAUGACGGAUAUUCGCAGAGGGGGAUGACUGUGGGUGCUUACUGAACCAUUUGAGCCACUUACAAGGACAGAUGGCAGUAAAAGGAAGCUCCUUCAGGUGCAGCCAAGAUGUUGAAUAAAUAUCACUGGAAAUCAGAAUCUGAAAUUUGAAGGUCACUCUGCCAAAAAGGCUUAAACACUCUGAUUGUGCAGUUUCCUAACACUGAAGAGUGUUUAAGCCACUCGAAGGCUUAUUUAACACCACCAAAUCCCCUUUGAAAAAGCUUUACUUCCUGAGUUAUAGCACUUUGCAUUAAAUCACACAAGCUUUAUCACACUAGCAUUAAAUUUUUGUUGCAAGAUCUGUUCAUUUUUUUUCUCGUCUCUCUCUGUAGAUCCUGUCCUUGGAAAAGCAGGUGUACUCAGACCAACCCUCAGCCGUCCGAGUCAGGAAGUCCAGCAUGCCACAGCCAAACACAAACACAAACACCCCGUCCCUCAGACUGUCGGCCUCAGAUUCUCCGCUACCUCCACCCACACCCCCACAGCCCAUAAAUGCUUCCACACUCACCCUCCAGCAACGCGAUGGAGAGCCGUACUCAGCCAGCCCGCUGCGUAGUGUCUCCAAUCUGAGUACCUGUAUGUCCAGCUCCCAGAAACACCUGCCUCACAAGGAGUCCACACCAAGCCUGGCCUCGGAUAUCUCCCUGCCCUUUGCUACUUUGGAGCUGCAACAGCGACUCCGGCAGCUGCAGAAGUAAUUUCACCCAUGAUGCACUAUUUUUCCUCAUUAUUCCCCAUCUGCUCUUCCUGUCAUAGCUAUUUCUCUGUAAUUCUUGUUCUCUAGAUUUUAUCGGAUUUUGGUUUACAUUAUUUCUAUCCUGCAAUCCCCUCAGAUGUAACACCAUAAAUUUUUCAAAUAUUUAUCUUUAGAGCAUUUUGUCAUACUGCCUGUCAAAGUAUCCAGCUGCCCCUCACUUUUCGUGCUGUAUGAGUUUAGUUGCAGCCCCUGGAAGUGACACUGACUUACUGUGCUGUUUUAUAGCGGCUCGGCCCCCAGCCAGUUCCCCCUGGGUGAGGUCCAGCUGACAGUUCGACACAGCGCCCAGAGGAAUAAACUCAUCGUGGUGGUACACGCCUGCCGGUGAGUUCCACAACUUCCAUCAUGCACUGAAUUUUAAUUUGGGUUCUGAAAGAUAUAUAAUGCUAUUUUGUCCUUCCAAAAGCUUCCCUCCCCACAGAGAACUUUGUCCUUGUUUUUUGGCCCAGGUUUUGGUCAUUUACUGUAAUUUAUUAACGUUGGUUUUUGCAGAUCCUCUUGUUUCCUUAGUAGCUGCAUAUACUUAGGAGUGAAUAGUCUCCAUUAAAGUCAACACCAUGUGCCUGGCAACACGUGAGUGAAACUAUUUUGUCCUGUGUGUCCUCAGUAACUUGAUAGCCUUCACCAAAGACAGCUCAGAUCCCUUCAUCCGCCUCUAUUUACUGCCUGACAAGAGCAGGACGGGGAGGAGGAAGACAGGAACCAUGAAGAGGACCCUCAACCCUGUUUUUGAUCAGACGUGGGUUGAAAUUUUAUCACUGUAAUAUCUUGAAUCCGAGUUGCUCACAGUCUGAUUUUCAGCUGGUUUCCGGUUUGUAUGUCCCUGCAUGGUGACUUAUAUUUAGUUCAGCAAUGUGCAGUUUCUAUGCGGAUGUGUAUCUCAUUUCAGUACCAUCUGUAACUGUUGUACCUUUAAAUAGGAGAAAAGUAGCGAUAUGACAGCGAGGAAAAGCUCACACAUGCUGCUCUUCUCAUCGCUCAUCUGUAUGGAGUGAGGGAUGUGAGAGCGAUCCCCCAAAUGGAUCCUCAAGGCCUUGCAAACAGAUCACUGAGCAAUCAAACUUAAAUGCAAGGAGCUAUUUAACAAUCUAGGUUCUCUUCCCUCCUCUGUUACUGGCUGUGUAACCUUUAUAACAAAUACUAGUGCAUAUUAACAAUAAAACAUUGCACCGUAUAUGAAGAGAGAAACUGAGCUACAAAUGAAAUAGUCAUGUCUGAUACAUCAACCUGUCACAGUACUACCCUGCCAGCUAAUUAUAUGCUAGUUUAGCAUAGCCCAUAAUAAUAAUAAUAACAAUAAUAAUAAUAAUAAUAAACUUUAUUUGUAUAGCACCUUUCAUGACAUGUGAUGCAGCUCAAAGUGCUUUACAAGUUAAAAACAAAGCACAAGUGCUUUACAGACAGGGUAGAUGAUUGACAAUAAAACAAAAAAAUUAACAAUAAAAACAAUAAAAUUAGCAAUUAAAAAAAAUAAUAAUAAAAAAUAAAAAAUAUAAAUAAAUAAAAAUAAGCAGAUAAUAAAUACAGAAGCAUAAAACAAGCGUAUAGUAGCGUUGAUAGUCGUGAGCCACAACCAAUAAGCUUGGCCCCCUUUCAGCUAGUUAUUUGUUGCCUUAAAUUAAGGAGCCUUUAUCAACAAACCAGCACUCUGCCAAACAUAAAUAUGCCACUGUUUUGUUUAAAUGCAUGAUUAAAUCAAAUGAGGGAGAAAAGUUUGAGAAACUGGCACCGUCAGCCUGGUUAUUUUGUACAUUUCUGACUGAAAUGUAUGUGAUUGCAGGUUUGAGUUUAGUGUAUCCAUGGUGGAGCUCCACAGGAGAACUCUGGAUGUAGCAGUAAAGAACGGAGGGAGCAUCCUCUCCAAACACAAAGGACUUUUAGGAAAGGUAACUCCUGCAGGUUUUAGCCGUCACACUGUGUCCCUAUGGCUGCUGAAAACUUAAAUCUCUUCCGUGCUUUUUCUUCAAAAUUGCAGGUGAUGGUAGAUUUGAGUGGGGACGAUAUAUCAAAAGGAUGGACUCAAUGGUGAACCUUUUAUUCUGCACCCUUUCAAGACUUUGUUGCCUGGUUUAGUGCUCACAUGUAAUACUUUUGUUGUUUCCUCUUGCAGGUAUGAUCUAACUGAAGAUGGCUGGACGUCUCAAAGCAUAAGAAAUAUUCAGGACCCCCUUCUCACAUAGUGACGCCACACCUCUGCUGUAACAUUGAAAUCUUGUUGAUAAAAGGGCACAUCAUUUUGUUGUAUUCGUGUACAUUUUUCAUAUAGUUUACAGGAAAUGUUUCAGCAUGCAAGAAGUUUUUCAAACUUUUCUUAUUAUUAUUAUAUUAUGAUCUUGAUUGGAAGAUAUUGUGAUGCAUUGAAACACAAUGACUGCCUUGUCCCUCCUUUUUUUCUGUGUUUUAUGUAAAUAUCAAGUUGCUGAUAUAAAAAUAAAUGAAUUUGCAGGGGCUUUGAUGGCAUUAAGUUUCCUUACAGGAAAUUAUAUUUGAAUUUGUAAAAGAAUAUUAAUGACUUUCUGUCCAAUUCGUUUAAAUGUGAAAAAAAAUGUGUUUUUAUGUCAUCUAAGAAAACUCCUACCAAAGGAACAGUUCCAGACUUAAAAGUUGGCUUAAGUAGCAGUCUUGACUUUGAGCUUUGUUGUCAUGCAGUGGUAUUUGAUUGUUUACCUCUUACUCUUAUGUUUUGCUCGAUUACAGAAACUGAAUGCAGAAAAUGAGAUGACUGUCUGUACAUUUGACGAGGACUUUGUGCAAUAUUGACUGUUCUGAUCAGUGCGUCAGAAACUGAUGAAAUAGGGGCAUUUUAAAGCUUUGAACAAGUGCUGUAUAUUAUGAACCGUUUUUAAGGAUACUUGAAUAAGGGUAUGGUUGUUAUACAAACCAAAUGUAAGUCAAACAAACUGAAUAAUAUGAGCAGAAACAUAUGUUGCAUUUUAUAAGCAGGGCUGCCAGAAUGUGCUGUUGAGAUGACAAAGCUAGAUAAUUAAACUGUACAGUGUCUGUCAUGCAGUCAUAACUUUUUGUUUGAGCGUUUAAAUACUUUUGUUAUCUAUCCUGUGCCUUAAAAAGCUACAGAAUCUUUGCCUUGUCAUUGUUAUUUUUUUGAAUGAUGCCUCAAGGGUUUUGAAGAAUAAAUUGUUUCUCUUGUGAAAAUUC
Molecule: messenger RNA, 44070 nt
Organism: Xyrichtys novacula (pearly razorfish)
Lineage: Eukaryota; Metazoa; Chordata; Actinopteri; Labriformes; Labridae
Source: the annotation of a GenBank genome assembly